Molecule: messenger RNA, 501 nt
Organism: Hibiscus syriacus
Lineage: Eukaryota; Viridiplantae; Streptophyta; Magnoliopsida; Malvales; Malvaceae
Product: tubulin alpha-2 chain-like
Exons: 2
Coding region: 1-501 (166 amino acids)
Biological process (GO): mitotic cell cycle; microtubule cytoskeleton organization
Cellular component (GO): microtubule; cytoplasm
Molecular function (GO): GTP binding; structural constituent of cytoskeleton
Source: RefSeq, a predicted model, not a curated record
AUGUGGUUUAUCUUUGUCGUCAUCAUAGUUACUGGGAAUCUUCUCAAUUCAUCUUCUAUCUCUGUUCCUGUUCGGUGUGCAUGCUUCCAAUCUAUUCGACCAAAUGUUUCAAUGAUGUUGCUGCAACUCAUUAGCGGCAAGAAAGAUGCUGCCAGAAACUUUGCUUGUGGCCACUACACAAUUGGCAAGGAGAUCGUCAACUUGUGCUUAGACUGUAUCAGAAAGCUUGCUGAUAACUGUACUGGUUCUGGUCUUGGUUCUCUCCUUCGGGUGCGUCUGUCCGUUGAUUACAGCAAGAAAUCCAAGCUAGCUUUUGAACCCUCUUCUAUGAUGGCCAAGUGCAACCCUCGUCAUGGCAAGUACAUAGCUUGUUGUUUGAUGUACCGUGGUGAUUUCAUGCCCAAAGACAUCAACGUUGUCGUUACCACCAUCAAGACCAAGCGCACCAUUCAGUUUGUGGACUGGUGCCCCACCGGAUUCAAGUGCGACAACUUAAUAUGA